AUGACCCGUUCGAAGACGGCGUUAGCCCUUGGGAGCUUACUUCCUGGAAGUGAACAGAAGCGAAUUUUAACCGAGAAGGACAUUGCAGACGCCACUGUCAAAGAUAAACAGCUUACUGAGGUAAUAGAUGCCGUGGAAACGGGCGUUUGGCCGAAGCACUUGAAGCAGUUUCAGGUGCAAGGAAAUGAUUUAAUCACACGAGAAGGACUGUUGAUUAAAACGGGUUGCGCGGUCAUACCUGAGAGUAUCCGACAGGAAACUUUGGCGGUAGCUCAUUCAGGCCAUCCAUCGACUGCAAAGUUUAAGAGUAUUCUCAGAGAACGUGUAUGGUGGCCUGGAAUGACGAAGGACGCUGAAGCUUGGGUAACAUCUUGUGGUGUUUGUGCAACUAACGGAAGGCCCGAACGGCCAACACCCAUGACUCGUGUGUUUGCCCCACAAACUGUAUGGGAGACCAUUGGCAUAGAUUUCAAUGGUCCCUAUAACAAAUUUGGCGGAGUUUAUAUUCUAGUUUUAGUGGACUAUCGUUCACGAUACGUUAUCGCUAAGCCCGUGAGAUCGACAAGUUUCACGCAUACCCGAAAAAUCUUGGACGAAAUUUUUGAAAAGGAAGGCUAUCCUCAGACUAUAAAAUCGGAUAAUGGGCCUCCAUUUAACGGAGAUGAAUGUAAGAUGUACUGCUCAGAGCGUGGCAUCAAUGCAACUUUCUCCACGCCGUUAUAUCCCCAACAGAACGGGUUGGCUGAGAGUUGCAUGAAGUUGGUGAAUAAAGCAAUGAGUGCCGCUUCUGCUAGUGGAACACCCUAUGAAAAUGAACUAAGUGCAGCCGUCCAAGCGUAUAACGCAGCUACUCACUCCGUUAUCGGAGUACCACCGGAAGAGGUGAUGACGGGUCCGAAAAUAAGGCGUAGACUACCGCUUCUAUGCCGUGGAAAGGCUAAUUUCGAUGAAAACCUGCUUAAUGCUAAAGAUCUGAAGUCGAAAACAGAGGCUAAGCAGCGAGAAGAUGCGAAACGAGGCUCGACAAUGUCGAAUCAGACCAGGGGACACCGUUGUUGUAGAACGUCAGCCUCGGAUGAAAGCGGAAUCACGGUUUGA
This is a messenger RNA of Armigeres subalbatus, 1098 nucleotides long. RefSeq lists its product as uncharacterized. Lineage: Eukaryota; Metazoa; Arthropoda; Insecta; Diptera; Culicidae. The record is from RefSeq and is a predicted model, not a curated record. Gene Ontology annotation, molecular function: nucleic acid binding. The coding region runs from base 1 to 1098 and encodes 365 amino acids. The transcript is spliced from 2 exons. Gene Ontology annotation, biological process: DNA integration.